AUGGGGCAGCUGAUGCAACGCACCAAUGAGCACAUCCAAGUAGAGGAUGAUGCGGCGGCGUCCACUGUGAAGACAAAUCCGGUGGCAACAGACAAAAUGGUGGCUAAAAAAAUAUACGCGGUCGAACAGGAGACAAACCGUCCAAGUGACCGCGCAAGGGAAUCCGACUGUGGUCCGGAUCGUAGAAACCGGGGUAAAGGUCGCCGCAAUGACAGAGCAGAAUAUCCCUGUGAUGACGCAGCAGAUACAAACAGAAAGUUGAAUGCUCAGACGUGCAUCACUACGAUUUUUAAAAUUCUAAUCUACCGCAUACUUAGUGAAAUCCGCGACGAGGUUUCCGUCCGAUUUCCCGCUAAGUUAGGCGAUGCGCAAAAAGGCUUCAAUCUGCGGUACCGCUGCACAUUUCAUAGGGAGCGAGGGCACCGGACGGAGGACUGUUUGCCCUUGAAGCAACACUUGGAGGAGUUAGUCGUAGCCACUCACUUGGACCGUUACAUCGAUGGGGGCGUUAGGGCCACGCACCACACACCGGUUGAGCCAAGUGGUUCGGAUGACCUAGAGGCACCCCCCCAAGGAGUGGUCAAUGUGAUCCACAGUAGAGUAGAGCCGGCGCGGGUAUGCGAGCUCCGAGGGAUGAUAAAAAAGGCAGAACAUAUGAGAGGAGUUUUGUCAGUCCAGUCCACGAUCAAAAGAGGCAAGACCGAGAAGAAAAAUGUGAUUAGCUUCUUAAGUAGGGAUCUUGAGCGCAUUCAAACGCCGCACAAUGAUGCCCAGGUGGUCACCCUUCAUGUCAGGGACUUCAAUGUUAAACGCAUCGUGAUCGACUACGGCAACUUGGUCGAGAUCAUGUACUACGACGCCUUCAAGCAGCUCAAACUCUAA
Messenger RNA from Camellia sinensis, 882 nucleotides. The record is from RefSeq and is a predicted model, not a curated record. Lineage: Eukaryota; Viridiplantae; Streptophyta; Magnoliopsida; Ericales; Theaceae.